GUCCUCAGCGCAGUCUGCUUCAGCACCUUGCCUGCCUGGCUGCCUGCAAUGCCCUUGGAUACUGCCGUCCCUCUCAUCGCUACACAAUUUACAUUAUUCUGAACGAGAGAAUAAUAGCUGGAAAAUACUUCAGGACAGGACGAGGGAUACUGGAUUUAUAUUACCGUGUUACGGCGUUCAGUGUCUUUAUUUUUGUGAGCCUGUAUGGGGCGAAUGGAGAGGAGGGUGCAUCGAUAAUUGAGGGAGCAGAGCAGGACUUGCUGCCUGCUGCAGAAAACCUGACGGCUCGGUGGAUUUGGAUUUGUUGCUGGGACCAGCAGUCGGGCGCGGGGUUGCGCGUCAUAUCAAAGGAUUUCUCCAGACGGAGCGCUUCUACUUUUUGAAACCUGAGUUCUAAAAAACCGUCUUGCAUGGAUACAACAUCAUGGCUACGUUUGUAUGCAGGGUACAGUUCUUAGACGAUACUGAUCCAUUCAACAGCACCAAUUUUCCUGAGCCGACCAGACCGCCUCAGUACACUUUCAGGGAAGAUAUCCCCCUUAUCAAUCAGAUUGCUGGAGUCCACAGGCUUCUCAAAGCCCCACACAAGCUUGAUGACUGUGCCCUCCAGCUCUCCCAAAAUGGGAGCUACCUGGACUUGGAAUCUACCCUGGCAGAACAGAGAGAUGAACUCGAGGGCUUUCAGGAGGGAGGAAGAGGCAAGAAGCACAGCAUCAUCCUCCGGACACAGUUAUCUGUCAGAGUUCACGCUUGUAUCGAGAAACUCUACAACUCAAAUGGACGAGAGCUGAGGAGAGCCCUGUUUUCCCUCAAGCAGAUCUUUCAGGAUGACAAGGACCUGGUCCAUGAGUUUGUGGUGUCUGAAGGACUGACAUGUCUAAUCAAGGUCGGGGCUGAAGCAGACCAGAACUACCAGAAUUACAUUCUCAGGGCUCUGGGACAGAUCAUGCUGUAUGUGGAUGGAAUGAACGGCCUCAUAAGUCACAACGAAACCGUCCAAUGGCUUUACACACUCGUUGGAUCCAAGUUCCGUCUGGUAGUGAAAACAGCUCUGAAACUGUUACUGGUGUUUGUGGAGUACACUGAACCCAACACUGCCCUGCUCAUCCAUGCUGUCAACACCGCGGACACCAAGAGAGGCUGUAAGCUGUGGUCCAAUGCCAUGGAGAUUCUGGAGGAGAAGGAUGGGGUGGACACAGAGCUGCUGGUGUAUGCCAUGACCCUCAUCAACAAGACUCUAGCGGGCCUGCCUGACCAGGACUCAUUCUAUGACGUGGUGGACUGUUUGGAGGAGCAGGGCAUGGAGGCCAUGUCUCAGAGACACCGUAGCAGGAAGGGAACAGACCUGGACCUCAUGGAGCAGUUUAACAUUUACGAGACUGCUCUGCGCCACGAGGACGGGGACGACGAGAGCCAGCCGCCUACCGUGGGUCGGAAGAACCGGCGGCGUGCCAGCGUGGGGGGCACCAACGACCGGCGAGGCCUGGAGAGGAGACGCAGCCGGAGACACUCCCUCCAGAAUGGGAGAGGCCUCACCUCGGCCCCCGCUUCUCCCAGCAGCCCUCACUCUCACGGGGGACACAACGGUAGCUUUCUGCCCUUCGGAGGUCAGUGCAUCGACGACGUUAGCGAAAGAGAGGAGGAAGAGGAUGAGGAGGAAGAGGAGGAUGAGGAUGAGGAAGAUGAUGAGAGUCAUGAUAUCACAGAGACCACUAGAAAGGGCUUCCACAGCAUGGUGCCCGUGCAGGCAGUAGAGGACUCCUCUAGCUUGUGUUCUCCUUUUCACUGUAUGGUCAACCUCAUCCCUGACGCCUCAGCCGCCUCAGAGAGAGAGAGAGAGAGUGUGGCCAUGGCCAGCCCUAUGGCCCCUGUGUCCACUCCCCCUAGAAACACUGGCUCUAACCCCCAGGAUGUCUCUCCCAGUCCCAGAUCUACUUCCCUGGUCACAGCUCUGGGCUGGGGGAGACUGCCAGGCACUGCCCACCCUCUGGGCCAACAGCACAGCACCUCUGUACCCUCCUCUUCCUACCUCUCCUGCUCCUCCUCACCCUCGAGGGGACGUAGUCAGUCCUACCUCCAACCGCCCAAGCCCCUCCCCCACCCCCUCCCACUCCCCCCUGACGUGGACCUGAGCCAGGUGUCUGCCUCUGCUGGGGCCGAGGAGUGUGUUGAGAGGGGCGUGGCCAGACAACAGCGCUACAGCCAAACAGCUGUAUUGUAUACAUCUAGAGCACCCGUUAGUGCUGGAAGCCGACACAUAGGCCACGUCAUGGCGCUCCCUGGCAGGUCCCAGGGUGUAGCCAGCGCCCCCACCACCCCUGUACACCGCUCCCAGGGUGUUGCCAGCGCCCCCACCACCCCUGUACACCGCACCUUUGCCACCUCAGGGGCCCCACAGCUGGACUCCAAGCCUGACAGACCUUCUCUGGGGAGCUUGUUGUCCUCCUCCUACAGACAACACCAGGAGUCUCUGACUGCAGAGAGAGAGAGGAGGAGACAAGAGAGGGAGGAACGACUGCAGAAAAUCGAGAGGGAGGAGAGGACCCGCUUCAAUCGGGAUUACAUGGACAAGAGGGAAGAGACAAGACAGGCCAGAGAAGAGAGAUAUAAGUGUGUUGAGAGGCUCGCAGCAGAGGAGUAUGAGAAAGAGAGAGAGCGCACGAGAGCGCCACCUAGGGGGCGCACAGAGAUCACCCUGAGUCUGAGCCCCACCCCCUCCAGUCGCUCCGCCUCCCCCCGCUGUGCCACGCCCUCCUCCAUCGCCUCUCCGGAAGACGCUGGCCCCAUUCCAUCCCAGACAUCCCAGACGCAGGGAAGUGAAGUAGACGUAGAGCCAAGCCGUGACCUUCAGACUAGAACUACAAGUCCAGCGCCAGAGUUAAUAGUAUCAGGACCUUCUCCAGAACCCACAGAGCCCCCCUCCCAAACGCCCUCGGCGCCAGGCGAGGAGCAGGCAGAGACAGAGACGCAGACAGAGAAGCAGGAAGUAGCUGAAGUUGAGCCCAAGCAGGAAGUACUAGAGCUAGUGGAGUUAGCGGUAGAUGAACAGACACAGGGUAAAGAGCAGGAAGAAAGUGAGGAGGAGGGUAAGGAGGAAGAGAGACAGUCAUGGAAUGAGGUGGAGGGAGAAGAGAAGGUAGGAGAGGAGGUAGAGGUAGAGGGAGAAGAGGUGGAGAUAGAGGAUGUAGAAGUGGUAGAGAUAGAGGUGGAGGAGGAGAGAGAGAGGGAGCAGGCUGCGUCGGAGGAGAGGGAGGUGGAGGAGAGACUGGUCCUCCUCAGUGAGAAGGAGAGGCAGAACGAGGAAGUGAAUGAGAAGGACAACUGUUCUGCCUCCAGUAUCUCCUCAGCCAGUAGCACUCUGGAGAGAGAGGAGAGGGAGGAGAAAGUCAACAGCAACCAUGAACCAGGCCAGUGCAUUAAGGAGGAAGACGUGAAUGGGCAGUGCAGCAAGAUCCUCAACAGCAAGCGCUUCAUGCUGGACAUGCUCUAUGCCCAGAACAAGACCACUGCCGACGAGGACGAAGAGAAGGCGGGAGAGACGGAACAGACUGAGAAAUGCAAAGAGGGGAUGGAGACGUCAUCACUGGAGGGUCAGGACGGGUCGUCGGUGGCCAGCCUAGCCAGUCGUAUCUCUACACUUGAGGCCAGCAGGCAGGCCUGCGAGGAGAAUGUCAAGAAGAUGGAGGUGCAACACCUGGAAAACCAGGGGAGCGUCAGGGCCGUGGCCGAGAAAUUUGGAGACCUUGUUAAAAGCCUUGUGUCGCCUCACGAGCUGGAGGCAUUGGAGAAGCAGCAGCAGGGGCAGCUUCAACCUGAUAAAGACACAGCUCCUCCGGCCCCGUCCUCCUCUCCCCUACCUCCGAAGAAGGAGUCAGAUUAUAUCUGGGACCAGCUGAUGGCAGCCCCCAGGGAACUGCGUAUUAAAGAGAUGGACUUUACAGACCUGGCAGACGAGGAUGAUCUGGACAUCCUAGACGUGGACAGUGUGCUGAUGGGCUCCAGUGACCUUAUGAUCCCUCCCCCUCCUCCCUGUCUCUCCGCCCUGCCACCUCCCCCUCCCCUCGGCCUGUUUGGCUGCCCCCCACCCCCUCCUGUCCCUGGCAUGAUGCCCCCUCCCCCGCCCUUCAUGCCCCCCGGACCCGCCCAGCCCUACCCGGGGUCCCCCCAGCUGAGCCGGGGGACAGGGGAGCCCCCUCUGUUCCAGAAGAAGAAGAAGACUAUCCGUCUCUUCUGGAACGAGGUCAGGCCCAUGGACGGCCAGUACAGGAACCACAAGCGUUGUAGAGAGUCUCUCUGGUCCAAACUGGAGCCGGUCAAAGUGGACACGUCCAAGCUGGAACACCUGUUUGAAACAAAGUCCAAGGAGCUGCCUGUUACCAAGAAAACAGCAGUGGAUGGGAAACGACAAGAGAUUAUUGUCCUGGACUCCAAACGGAGCAAUGCCAUCAACAUCGGGCUGACCGUCCUCCCCCCUCCCCGCACCAUCAAGACAGCCAUCCUCAACUUUGACGAGUACGCUUUGAACAAGGAGGGGAUCGAGAAAAUCCUGACGAUGAUCCCCACGGAGGAGGAGAAGCAGAGGAUCCAGGAUGCUCAGCUGGUGAACCCUGACGUCCCCCUGGGAUCUGCAGAGCAGUUCCUCCUCACCCUGUCCUCCAUCACGGAGCUGUCCGCCCGGCUGCAGCUCUGGGCCUUCAAGAUGGACUACGAGGUCACGGAGAAGGAAGUGGCAGAGCCUCUGCAGGACCUUAAGGAAGGGAUGGACCAACUGGAGAAGAACAAGACGCUGCGUUACAUCCUGUCCACGCUGCUGGCUAUAGGCAACUUCCUUAACGGAUCCAACGCGAAGGGCUUUGAGCUGGGUUACCUGGAGAAGGUUCCGGAGGUAAAGGACACGGUUCAUAAGCAGUCUCUACUGCACCAUGCCUGUUCCAUUGUGGUGGAGAAGUUUCCAGACAGCUCAGACCUGUACUCUGAGAUCGGAGCCAUCACCCGCUCGGCUAAGGUGGACUUCGACCAGCUCCAAGACAACCUGAGCCAGAUGGAGCGACGCUGCAAAGCAUCGUGGGACAACCUCAAGGUCAUCGCCAAGCACGAGAUGAAGCCUGCGCUCAAACAGAAGAUGUCUGACUUCCUAAAGGACUGUGCAGAGAGAAUCAUCAUAUUGAAGAUAGUCCAUCGGAGAAUUAUCAACCGGUUCCAUGCCUUCCUGUUGUUCCUUGGCCAUCCAGCGUACGCUGUGCGGGAGGUCAGCAUCCACCGCUUCAGUAAGAUCCUCAGUGAGUUUGCCCUGGAGUACCGGACCACGCGGGAACGCGUCCUGCAACAGAAACAGAAGAGGGCCAACCACAGAGAGAGGAACAAGACCAGAGGAAAGAUGAUCACAGAUGAUGGAAAGUUUGGCGGCAGCGCCCCGGGGCCUGUAAGCCAGGAGGGCGUGCUGACGCAGGGUCUGCAGUACGCAGAGGAUGCAGCGGAGCAUGAGAACAUGAAGGCAGUGCUGAAGAGCAGUUUGCAGGGCUGCAGUGACAGUGGAGCGUCCACCGUGCCAGGCCUACGUACACGCAUCAGAGCCAGCAGACCAGGCCGUGUGGGUCCUUGGGGCUCAUCAGUGAUUGAAGACCCACCUAAUUGCACAGACGCUGCAGAUGAGAUCAUGGAGCGCAUCGUCAGGUCAGCCACUCAGGGGCCCAGGACACGGACAGAGCCUCGCGAGAGGAAGAGGUCCAGAGCCAACCGCAAGUCACUGAGAAGAACACUGAAAAGCGGUCUGACGCCAGAGGAGGCCAAUGCCUUGGGGUUGUCCAGUGGUUCAGAGAUGGCUGUGUGACAGGAAGAGAAGUAGAGCUGGAUCCGGCAGCAUAGCACACACAGACACCUGGGAAACCCUCUUACCGCCCUUCACUGACCCCUGACCUCUAACCCCUGCUCAUCCAGCCAGCCCGUCAACCGCUGCACCAUAGCUUAGCUUGGUAUUUCCCCUGGUUCAGCUUUAUGAUGACUGUAGCUCACCUUUCUGUCUGUGGUUUGUGCAGGUAGCUGUGGCACAGUGUGUCACCUGGUUAAGAUGGUAAACAAUGUUCAGGAAGAGACCAUGAGGAAUAUGGUCCUCACCCAGGAUAAUAGAUGGUUUUCAGUGGAACAAAGUGGUAUUGGUAUAGGGGCAGGUGAAGGGGUUCAGUGAUCCAGCUGACCCAGCUCCACACACACACACACUCAGGUAAAGUUCAGCAUCCAAACCACUACACUAUGCUGCUGUGCCGACUUGAGUGUUUCUUAAUCCUGUUGUUCCAAUCAGUUGUUUCUCCUAACCUUUGAAUAUGAGGCUGAGGCCUUUGAGGAACAGCUCCCAUCCCAACUGUAAGUCUUAAUCACUUGAUGAAGCCCACAGUGACCACAUGACUAGUGGUGAAUCUCAGUUGUAUUUCCUUGAUUCCUCGUGUCUUCUAUCCUCACCUGUCUAUACAAGGCAUUAGAGGACUAGAUCUGAGGUUCCUCCUCCCUAACCUUUUCCUCAAUUGAGAUUCACCCUAUGACUGAACGAUACAAACUGAGACUAACCUACACAGAAGACCUUUAGCCUCAGGACUUCUAAAGGGAGGGACAUGCGAGUGCUUGAAUCACUGUGGACUUGUGUCUGAACCAAAAAGGCCUCGGAGUUGAAUAGUAAAGAAGUUAGCAUUGACACUAAAGAAGUUAGCAUUGAUGCUAAAGAAGUUAGCGUUGAUGUUAAAGACAUUAGCAUUGAUGCUAUCUAUCCCCACUUAUGAUGAGCAUGUGUGUUGGGCUUGGUGUCAGACAGUAUUUUUAGUUCGAACAAUUUUUGUUCAUAUAAAAAAAAUGGCUGUGUCCACAGGCUGAUUUGUUUUACUAUACUACUGUGGUAGUUUUUUGGGUUUUAAAAUACUUUAAUGCGUGAGAAAAAGGUGCUCAGAGAAGGAAUAUUUGCACUGGAUGUAGAAGUUGGAUAUUUAGAGGAAAAGAAGGUGAAAUCCUUGACACACACUGAUGUACCAAUCAGAUAUCAGAUGAAUUAAAGAAUUCACCAGAUAGAACCAGUAAUGAGACAGUAGCACAACUGAUUAUACGCUCUAACAGAUUCUAUUGACUUUUGCAAACUAAAAUGUUUCCAAUUUUGCAUGUUGUUGAUUCAGUUGGAUUUGAUACAGAUGGAACAGAGUGGAAUUCCAAGAGGACACACCAUGAUGUGUUAAGAGGGAAGGUAUCAUUUACUACAUACAAUUGAAUUACUGGAUUCCACUUUUAAAAAACACAUAGCAUAUCAGAGUCAUCAACUUUGGUGAGAACAGUCUGUGAGCUGACAAGUGUACAGAAGGGACGAUGCUACUGGGUCCAGACAGACUGACGUCUGUCAAUCACGCGAAGCGAAUGUUCCAGCUUUAACCUAUAGGCCUGCCUAGUACCUACAAUUGCACACGUGUUGCAUGCAUGACACCAGUGUUACGCAAGCUCCUGCUGUUCGCUGCAAAGCCUUUCUUCUAUGGUUGAGACAUACUUAUUGUGGAGUGUUAGAACUGACUGGGAGAUAUAUUUACACUAGUUACACGUACGUACUCUCUCUCUACUCUCUGUGUCAACGAGUUAGGCAACAUUUAAGAUUUUGUUUUCAAGUAAGAGAUGAAUAAUAGGUUAUUAUAGAAAAACGAUAUGAGCUUCAACUGAAUGAGUGCCUUUUAUAGACAAGUCUAUUUAUUCAGUCAUGUUCAGGGAGAUAUUUGUUACAGAAAAUGUUACUGUGUGUAAUGAAAGGACUUCCUCCUUAGGUCAAUUCAACAGCUGUGACUUCCUGUUUUCAUUCUUUCCUAGAUGAAUACAUUUCAGUACUAUGUUCCAUGGCUUUAUGUCUUGGAAACAGUUCUCCUCUUCCAUUUGAGCAUUGCGGUUUUAUUUUGAAUCACAACUAAACUAGGGUUAUAGCUGAUUGUCUAACGACAAUAUUUCCAUUUUAGCAGUUUUGUCACAAAAAAUGUUCUACAAAAAGAUUUUAGUUGUUUCCAUUUGCCUUAAUGUAGAAUUAGGGCAUAUAGUAUAUCUGAACUUUCCUACACUGUUGACUUUUAUUGGGGUGUAGUGGUUACAGUCAGCUAGCUAGCUAGUUUUUUAAAGUGCAUAAUUCCAGUUUACAUUUGGAAUUGUGUAGAGAGUUGUAUGAUGAUUCUACACAGUCACAAACAUUCACUGUGAUGGAAACAGCCAUUGUCGACUAAACAUGAAAGAAUAUAUGCUUGCAGCAACACAAGCCACAACAUAACAGUCACACACCUAUAUGUCUUUCUCAUGGAGAACUUACAAUUUGGUAUGAAACUAUCCAGCACCUUAUACACCAUUUGUAGCAUGCAUCUUUUACUGAGGACAACCAGAUCAUUAACAGUGACAAAGUAUAUUCUUUCAGCCUUUUUCUCAGAUGGUCAUUUUGAGUAUUGUAACUCUGAGUACAUGUAAAGUAAUAAUGGGGGAAGAGUGCUGUAAAAUUAUGUAAAAGUCACAACGAUGUGUUUUAUGUCUUUCAAUUGUUGGCAUUUUGUAUAGAAUAGUGUAUUAUAGGUUAAACAAAGCAGUGUUAUUCUAUGGAAAUUGUAAUUUAAGUGAAAACCAAACCAUGCAUGGUUUAAAAAAAAUGUCUACAGAUGUGGCGUUUUAUGGAUAAAGGGAGAUUGAUUUGAUUUGAAUGCUCAGAGGCUUAGCAUUUGUUAUGUUUGAUUGUUUUUCCUCUGCACAUGACUUGAAACGCAUUAGGAUAGACGGAGAGGUCGAUGUAACCAGCUAGGGCUGGAUUCAAUCUGUAUCGCUGAAGUUCAGCGUUUUAGCGUGAUUGAAAGUGUUCCUGCAUUAGCAUAGACUGCAUUCAUGGUAAACACUGCAUAUGUCGGCUCAAUCUGAAAUGACACAAUCUGUAACGCUUCAGCCCCUAGUACUCCUAUGGAACCUUCAGCAGCCUUUCAUUACAUUGCACUCAAUAAAACACGGUGUGAGUGUCCCAAAUGGCACCCUAUUCCCUAUAUAGUGCACUACUUUUUUUUUUUUUUACCAGGGCCCAUAGAUUUCAAAAGUAGUGCACUGUGUAGGGAAUAGGGUGCCAUUUGGGAUGCACACCAAUGUUUUCUGUGAUUGGCUAUAUCAUCUCCUUCUCACCCACUGCUGUACUGUAAGUCAGUGUGGGACUUGGACACAAGCACAUCCAGACUCUGUGAGCUUUUCUUGCGUCUUCGCCCCUCCAACAACAACUGUAUGUAUGAACAUCUUGCAAUUAAAGGUCUCUUAAGAAACA
Molecule: messenger RNA, 9289 nt
Organism: Salvelinus fontinalis (brook trout)
Lineage: Eukaryota; Metazoa; Chordata; Actinopteri; Salmoniformes; Salmonidae
Gene: fhod3b
Product: formin homology 2 domain containing 3b
Exons: 28
Coding region: 425-5830 (1801 amino acids)
Biological process (GO): sarcomere organization; cardiac myofibril assembly; cortical actin cytoskeleton organization
Cellular component (GO): cytoplasm; cytoskeleton
Molecular function (GO): actin filament binding
Source: RefSeq, a predicted model, not a curated record